GUUUUUUCAGGUCGUGGGUAUGUAUUUGCAUAUCAUUUUAAAAAAUUGUCGUACUUUUUUAUACGAGGAGCGUUAUGACGUGGCAACAUAUCAGAGCUUGUCCAUCUGGCAUCCCUCCUUCAACAGCGAAGACGAUCGAGGGUGAGGGUGCAUCAUCAGAAUUCCAAACUCGUAUUCUCUGACACGAUCCCAUUAUACAAAUACUAAAUGUAAACCGUUCUUCUCCAUUUCCUCCGACGAUUCGCAUUGUUCAUCUCCAUUCUCCGAUCUCCCUCUCUCCCAUGGCGAUGAUGCGCACCAGGAGCCAAUUGAACGCGUCGUCCCUGGCGCCUCCUCCGCCUCCCCCGUCUCCCAUCCCCACCGCCAAGGGAUCUCGCACCGCCGCCAGCGAGGUCCUCACCGAGAUCAUCGAGAGAUCCGUCCAAAUCCCGGAGCUCACCCUGCCCGAUUCCUACAACGGUGGCGCGUCUUGCGUCACGCGCCACCAUCCCAUCCCGGCGGAGAUAGAUUUCCGGCUUCUGGCGUCUCGGAGGACCAGCUCGGUGGAUCGGCUGAUGCGAUCGGCGCGUGAGUUCGGGGCGUUCAGGAUAAGCUGGCACGGGAUAUCGAGCGAGGAGGUGAGGUCUCUGGUGAGGGAAUCGGGUCGGGUUUUCGGAGUUUUGGAGGAGAGAGACACCGGAUUUCGCCGGAGUGUCGUCGGAAACAGGGACGAGAUCAUCUGGGUACGGUCUUGGACCGACCGCAUGGACUGGGCUCGCGAGUAUAUCGGCCCUGAGCGCUACCGCUGCUUCAGCCAAGAAAUGGAGAACGUGGCGGAAAAACUGGAAGCGAUUGCGAAGAAGCUGGGGCAAAUCAUCGUGGAGAACGCGACAAAACAGAGCGAGAAGAGAAUCAAGAGAGGAGAAUCAGUGCUAAGUGUGUACAGGUACAAUCACGAAAACAUCACAGAGCAAAGCCCUCCAUUGCCCCGGGAGAAGAAGGAGGAUUCGCUCGACUACACACUCUGCCUUCACCUUCCCGCCAAGAACUGCGAGUUCCGGGUCCGGUCAGGGAAGAGUCCGCUCUCUUUCCACGCAGAUCCGGACACCAUUCUUGUCACUUUCGGCCGCCAACUUGAGGAAUGGAGCGUAGGAGAAUUCAAAAGCCAUAGAGGAGAGAUCAUAUAUCAUCCAGACGCGUACGGAUCACGCUCGUCCUUCUCGAUAGAGCUAAAGUGUACGUCUCUAAGCUUAUCGAUGGGUUACACCAAAACACCCUCCAAAGCAUCAUUCUCCAUGACCGAUCAGCUCCUUGCCUUCGUCGUCAUUCUCUCCUUGCUCCAAUUCUUGGCCUUUAUGGUUUCCAAAUCUUGAUGGAAAACGCAAUGCAAUGAGCGUUUAGAUUCUCUGGGUCGCGGUUUACAAGGGAUUGGAACUCUGCUUCUUUUAGCCUAGAGAGGGGGGUGCUUGCUUCUUCGGGUCCUUUUUAUGUGUAAACUUGUCCUACUUAUUUGGCAGAUUGUGUGCGCGUGGGAACACACACACACAUAUAUAUGCGUGGGUUGUACACAAGGCAAGACUCGGGUUUGGUUUCUUCAAACGAAACUAUUGAUUUGCAAAUGAAAUGCGUAAAUAAACAUGUCAUUUGGUGUACCAAAACCUUAACG
This is a messenger RNA of Tarenaya hassleriana, 1645 nucleotides long. RefSeq lists its product as uncharacterized. Lineage: Eukaryota; Viridiplantae; Streptophyta; Magnoliopsida; Brassicales; Cleomaceae. The record is from RefSeq and is a predicted model, not a curated record. The coding region runs from base 282 to 1352 and encodes 356 amino acids. The transcript is spliced from 3 exons.